CGCGAUAAGCCUCACAAGGAUCCUUCUGGUAUGAGGAGAUCGUUCCCCAAAAUGUACCGUACUGAUCCAUCCACCAUGCCAAUGGAACAGUUACACAAAUUGUGUAUUGAAAUUCUCGAAGCUGGUGUGGUGAUCCCGUUCAACCAUUCAUUUAGGAAAUACCUUCUCAACGUUGUGGAUGUUCUGUUCGACGGUGAAAUGCCACCUUGCAUUGCCAGUCUUCGUGAUCAAGAUGAUUUUCUUCGUGAUUUAAUUCGCGGGCGUGAGCUUGCUUGA
Molecule: messenger RNA, 276 nt
Organism: Angiostrongylus costaricensis
Lineage: Eukaryota; Metazoa; Nematoda; Chromadorea; Rhabditida; Metastrongylidae
Source: the annotation of a GenBank genome assembly